UUCGGCUCUUUUCUUAAUUAUUCUUUCCUAAUAAGAUCACAUGUACGUACUUAACAUGUGUAUAAUUCUCUCAGUUUUCAACCAUCUAUAUCUUCCUCUUUCAUUUUCAUUUCUUCGCAAUCGGUAAAAUCCUUUGUAUUCGUCAUGUAUUAAGCCAUGAAUCUCUCUCUCUCUGAUCACUCUCCGUCUUUCUCUCUCUAACAUCACCGCCGCUUCAUUUUUCUCUCCAUCUAGGGUUUUGAAGUUUCCAUUUUUUUGUUGUUGUUGAGGAAUCAUAGCAUUUCUAAUUAAUACUAGGGUUUUCCAGUUCGCUUUACGGUAUAAAGCAGGUAUUUGUAAGGAGAGGGUGAAGGAUAUGCAUAUAUCCAUGUUAUCGAAUCUGAUGCACAUCGUUUAAGGCACCUUGACAUAUGCUUUUGGUGAGACUUGAAUCACCAGCAUGGAUCUGAAUGCCUCGCCACAGCCACAGGAUGACGAUGAGAUCUUUGGACAACAAUUAGAAGAGGAAGCGGAGGAAUCCAUUGUAGAACAUAGUGAUGACCGUGCAGAUUAUACGAGUGCGGUGGAGAUUUCACGUCGCGAGCGGGAGGAAAGGAUUCAAAGAAUUAAAAGACAACGUCCAGAUGAUAGGCCAGCAUAUCCAUCUCAGCCACGAAUACGCGAUGAGAUUUUUCAGACCAAGAGACAGAAGCCUAGCAGCAGACUUCCUCCAGGUUGGUUGGAUUGUCCUGCAUUUGGACAGGAGAUAGGUUGCAUUAUUCCUUCAAAGGUUCCUCUGGAUGAAACUUUCAACGACUGUGUUCUUCCCGGCAAACGAUACUCGUUUAGGCAAGUCCUCCACCAACAGAGAGUUUUAGGAAGAAAGCUUGGGAUGGUGAUUGAUCUCACAAAUACAAAUCGAUAUUAUUCAUUGUCAGAUUGGAGGAAGGAAGGCAUCAAGCAUGUUAAGAUUCAAUGCAGAGGCCGUGAUUCUGUACCUGACAAUGAGUCUGUAAAUUUAUUUGUCUAUGAGGUUUCACAAUUUCUUGCACGUCAGAAACAUGCGAAGAAGUAUAUUCUUGUCCAUUGCACACAUGGGCAUAAUCGCACUGGGUUUAUGAUCAUUCAUUAUCUGAUGCGCACGCUGCCAAUAUCUGUUAGCCAGGCAAUUAAAAUUUUUUCUGAUGCUCGACCUCCUGGGAUCUAUAAGCCGGACUAUAUUGAUGCCUUAUAUGCCUUUUAUCAUGAGAAAAAACCUGAAAUGGUUGUCUGCCCUCCAACACCUGAGUGGAAAAGAUCUUCUGAGCUUGAUUUGAAUGGCGAUGCUAUGCCGGAUGACGACGACGAUGGAGGUCCUGCGGUUCCUUUGCCUGAUAAUCGUGAAGCGCAAGUGGUAAUGUCAAAUGACGACAUUUUGGGAGAUGCAAUCCCACAAGAUCAGCAAAAUUAUAUGCGGCAGUUCUGUUAUCAAGCACUGAAAAUGACCCCAGGGGGUAGAGGCCCACAAUUUCCUGGCUCUCAUCCAGUCUCUCUUAGCAGGGACAACUUGCAACUGUUGAGGCAGCGUUACUACUAUGCCACAUGGAAGGCUGAUGGAACACGGUAUAUGAUGCUGAUCACGAUGGAUGGUUGUUUCUUAAUUGAUAGACUUUUCAACUUCCGAAGGGUACAGAUGAGAUUUCCAUGCAGACACACUAAUGAAGGUUUGGCCGAAAAGACGCACCACUUCACUUUACUUGAUGGGGAGAUGGUAAUUGAUACUUUGCCUGACACACAGAAGCAGGAAAGGAGAUACCUCAUUUAUGAUCUGAUGGCCCUUAACCAUGUGUCUGUCAUUGAGCGACCCUUUUAUGAACGGUGGAAAAUGAUUGACAAAGAAGUGAUUGAGCCCAGGAAUUAUGAACGUCAACAUAUAUACCAGAGUAGAAACCCUUACUAUAGAUACGAGUUGGAGCCUUUCAGGGUGAGGAGGAAGGAUUUUUGGUUGCUCUCUACUGUCACGAAACUUCUCAAAGAAUUUAUUCCAAAGCUUUCACAUGAAGCAGACGGUCUCAUUUUUCAGGGUUGGGAUGAUCCUUAUGUUCCUCGCACGCAUGAAGGUCUCUUGAAGUGGAAAUACCCUGAAAUGAACUCAGUUGACUUUCUGUUUGAGGUGGUUGACGGUCGUGAAUUGCUUUAUCUACAUGAACGAGGGAAGAAGAAACUAAUGGAAGGGAAUAGAGUUGUUUUCCCAGAUAGUUCUGACCCGUCAGACUACUCUGGUAAAAUAGUAGAGUGUUCUUGGGAUACCAGUAACCAGGAAUGGGUGUGGAUGAGGACCAGAAUUGAUAAAGGAACUCCAAAUGAUUACAACACUUACAGAAAAGUAUUUAGAAGUAUUACUGACAACAUCACUGAAGAAGUGUUGUUGAAUGAGAUCUAUGAGAUCAUACGACUGCCAAUGUAUGCUGAUAGGAUACAGAAUGAUAGCAAAGCUCACCAUGUACGACGCAGAUGAAUGAAUUUGAUUAAGUGGACGGCAUUGUUAUUGGUGGAAGCUAGUGAUCGGAUUAACUUCUCAUUGGAAGUUAGCUGCGUUCAUAUAUAUCAACGGAAGGGUAUUUGCGAGCAUCCUUAGUCCCUAGGCAUGUAAUGUGUGCUACACACUGGGUUUAUUGUAUGAUCCAGUUGGUACGCUGUAAACUUAGUGGUGCAUGACUCCGGCCUUUAGUUUUUCCUCCUGUUAGAGGGAAUUGGCAAAAAGGUCGUCAUGUAUAUUAGUUUAUUUUGUUUCUUUUUUUUCUGGUUACUGUUAAGUUGGUAGGUUUCUCCAGCAGUAGUGAAACUUAAAGCUCUAUGUUGUCUGUUCUGUGAAUAUGAGUCUGUUAUACAAGUAAUUUGUAGCUUAUCAUUUGCUCUUGUUCUUCGUUAUAUUCAGAUUGGCUACCGAGA
This is a messenger RNA of Nicotiana tabacum (common tobacco), 2910 nucleotides long. RefSeq lists its product as uncharacterized. NCBI's taxonomy places the organism in Eukaryota, Viridiplantae, Streptophyta, Magnoliopsida, Solanales, Solanaceae. The record is from RefSeq and is a predicted model, not a curated record. Gene Ontology annotation, biological process: DNA recombination; DNA repair; protein dephosphorylation. Gene Ontology annotation, molecular function: mRNA 5'-triphosphate monophosphatase activity; mRNA guanylyltransferase activity; DNA ligase (ATP) activity.